CAUGGUAAUUUCCGCGGGUAGUGGACUGGGAGCGACGAUCACUCUUCGUCCAAUAGUUUCACUUCCCUUCCUGAAGAAGCGGGUGACGUAAGAUGAACAGUGAGUGAGUGAGUCAUCACUACCCCUGGAACAAGUUGCUGGAACUGAGAGUAGUGACUAGUGAGUACUGAUGUUUCGUCUCUCGCAUUUCUCUCUAUUCGGCUGAAAUUUUUCUCACUUCCACUAGUACAGCUAGUGCUUCCUCUUCCGCGAGACAACAAUUCCUCUCUUCCAUUUCAGUUCCGGAUACUUCUUUGCUUCCUGAUUUAGGAAAAAUGACGGAUAACAACUCCUCCGGUGAGUGAGGCAUGACAUGUCCACCACAGUCAGACUCUCAAAACUUGCCGGUUGGAUGGAGAUUCCACCCGUCUGAUGAAGAACUGGUUGAUUAUUAUUUGAAGCGGAAGAGGCUUGGUCAUCCUAUAUAUGGCUUGGACAUCAGCGAGGUUCAAGUAUGCGAUUAUGACCCUAGGGAUCUACCAGGUCUUUCCAUGAACAAUUCUCGGGAUAAAGUUUGGUAUUUCUUUUGUCUUCGUCUGUAUCACAAUAAUAGAGGCCAAGCUAAAAGGAAGGCUAAGGAUGGAUAUUGGAAAGGCACAGGUGACCUUCGCUCGGUCACGCCUGAAGAUAGUGAUGAGGAGAUCGGAACAAAGAGAACCUUGGUUUUCCAUAAUCCUAAAGCCACCCAAUGGGUCAUACACGAGUAUGAGUACACUGCUGCACUCAAUUUGCCUACAAAGGUAAUUGCCUAUGCUCUGUUCUAUGAAUUUGCAUUGUAAGUAAUGAGAUAUGCUAUUCACAAAAAUAUGCAUUUGGAAAGUCAGUCAUCUUAUUGCAUGUUACAAUCAGGUAAAAUAACAUCAUUCGUAUGUAACUGCUAUCUGUGAGAAAUUGAAAUAGAUUUUGUUAAUGUGC
Manihot esculenta (cassava) is the source of this 954-nucleotide messenger RNA. Its product is annotated as NAC domain-containing protein 4-like. Gene Ontology annotation, molecular function: DNA binding. The record is from RefSeq and is a predicted model, not a curated record. The transcript is spliced from 3 exons. The coding region runs from base 348 to 818 and encodes 156 amino acids. Lineage: Eukaryota; Viridiplantae; Streptophyta; Magnoliopsida; Malpighiales; Euphorbiaceae. Gene Ontology annotation, biological process: regulation of DNA-templated transcription.